AUGGGUGUUUUUUUGCGUCGCGACAACAUCAAUCUCAUCACGAAUCAUCGACGAUCAAUGGGACAGCGGCAGGCGAAGCAACACAUGCAGGUGAGCACACUUUCUCCCUCCUCAUUCUCACUCAAAAAGUUUACCGUUUCUGUUAGUUGACAAAAUUGGUUGUCUUCUAUUUUCAAGGUUCUUCGGUAAUAAUUCGUAUUUCUUUGAGUUUACAAGUUUACCGCACGACACGGUGCGUUUUGGAUAUUUCUAAUCUAGUAUGUACUGUAAUGGGGCUAUUCAGCGUAUGUUUGUUUUCCGUUUUUUUUUUCAUUUUUUUACAUCGCUGAAUUGAAUUUUUUGACGUAAAAAAACGAAAAAAAUGGAAAAAAAAACGAAAAAAAUGGAAAAAAAAACGAAAAAAAUGGAAAAAAAAACGAAAAAAAUGGAAAAAAAACGAAAAAAAUGGAAAAAAAACGAAAAAAAUGGAAAAAAAAAUAUUUUUUUCACAGCCUGAAUAACCCCAUAAUCGUUCCAACCAUUCCCGUUUCAUGAAGUUUACGAGUUCAUCUCACAAUUGAGCAGAAACAAUUGAAAUUCGGAAGGAAUUUUUGCUUCUCUUAUUAGUCACGGACCUAUUCAGUCCAGUAAAAUACUGGUAUUUUACGCAAAAAACCCUAUUCAAAUGAGCAAAAAAACCCCGGGAGAAGAGGUUUUUUUUUGCUGUGUGGAAACCCUGUUCGUUGCGAGACCCGUGCUAAUAGAGACAUGAGCCUUUAAACACAACCGGGCGGUUAUUUAAAUUGUUUAAAGGCUCAUGCCUUUAUUUAGCACGGAUCUCGCAACGAACUGGUUUUUUGCGUAAAAAAACAGUAAAAUACUCGACUGAAUAGAUCCAUCAGUUAUUCGUAUAAUUGGAAUGCUUUCUUAUUGCAGGCUGGCGUCAAACUCUAUCAUCAACGACAUUAUGCUCAGGCGAUCAACAAGUGGAGACAGUCUCUGAAUAGGUUGAAGUAAGCCCCCUCCCCGCCUUUUCCAACCCUACAAUAUCUCAUUUUCAGUAAUGCCGAGGACCGUUUCAUCACACUCGGAUACCUGGCGCAGGCGCUUUGCGAUCAGGGCGAAUACGAGGGAAUGCUCUCGUACGCACUGUCCCAAAUGCAACUGGCCACCGAUCAGAACGACUCGGCGAUGAAGUGCGAGGCGUUUUUGAAUCUGGCCAAGGCGUACGAACGACUCGCCGACUUCACAAAGGCUUUGCAGUACGGAAAAGCGUCGCUCGAGCAUCCGUCGAUGGAUCCGAGGACUCCUGGAUAUGCGAAUUUGAGUAGGAACACACGGAGCUGGAUGAUAUCUGACGGGAAAACGAAUGAAUUUCAGCGAUAGCCCUUGCCCAUCUCGGAAUGUCGCAGUUUCAACAGUGCCUCGAGAGCUUCGAGUCGGCGAUGAACGUGGCCAACGAGACUUCGGAUCGGCUGCUCGAAUUGCAGAUUUGUGUCGGACUCGGCUCGCUUUUCACCCUUUUACGGUCAGUUUUUCACGGCUUUCAACCAGAAACACUCGUUCAUGACACGCAAAAGGAUCGAAGAAAACGAAUGGAGUACAAUAACUACGAAGCAGAUUGACUAAGUAUUUUGAUAGAAGUUUAUAAAUUUUGAGGACAUUUUGAAACUGUCAACUGCCAACUUUCAAAAAAAAAAGAAGAAGCAUUCGUCGCGGUUUCACAUUGUCUCAAUAUUUGGACCGUUUGGAGAAUUCGAUAAUUUACAAACCUUUCAAUAUAGUUUCAUUUUCGUACAAUUCCCCCAUUUCAGAGACAUCACAAAAGCGCUGAUCUUUCUGCGAAACGCGCUGGCCAUCGUCCAAUCCGUGACGGUGGACGACGUGCACGCCAAGUACCGCUGUCUCAUUCUCUACCAUUUAUCCGUGGCGCUCCGCAUGAAAGGAUCGUUGGUGGACGCGAAGGAAGCGUGCGACGAGGCCUCGCAACUCGCCGUCGAGAUGGGAAAUCGGGCGAUCCACGCGCGGUGCAUGUGCAGUUUGGCGGAUAUCUAUCGCGAAUUGGGAGAGAGCGAGGCCAAGGAGACGAUUACGGUAACGGUUACGGCUGCGGGAACGGCUACUGUACGUACGUGAGUGUUUUAGAAGUCGUGGGCGAGGUACGAGGACGCCUACCGAGUGAUGCGCGGAGCCAACGACAAAAUGGGCGAGGUACGGUAAUUGUCAUAACUGCCGGAAGCCAUAAAACCGACUUUUAUGGCCCGUGAAUGGAGCCGAGCAAUUGGCUCAGGACUCGGAGAGCUCCGAACGAGAAGGAAAAGGGAACUAACUUUUGCAGGUGCUCGUGCUCUCUUCAAUGGCCAAAAGCGCAUCGGAAUCGCGAUCCCAUUACACCGGACAAUGCGAAUGUCAGGCGAUUCAGCUGAACAAAAAGUGCAUCGAGAUUGCCAAUCAAAUCGGCUGCAAAGUACCGCACCCGAGAUCCUGUACACCUUUAGCGGUCAUGUUUUCAGCACGUGGUUCUGAAAUGUCACUUGCGGCUCGCGGAGCUCUACUCGCAGCUCAACGACGACGAUUCGGAGGAGACGGCGAGACGGGCGGCCUCGCGGCUCACACAGGAAAUGCAACUGUUCUGCAACUUUUGCGGACAGCGAUACGGACUCAAGGACGAGAGUUUACAGGCCCUCCGGUGCUCGCAUAUCUUCCAUGAAAAGUUGGAAACUUACAUGCAUCUAAAACAUGGAAGAGUACGGAUUUCAGGUGUCUACACACGUACUUGCUGCAGAGAACUGACCAAAAUUGUCCGAAAUGUCGGUGUAGAGCUGUUCUAUCGGACAAUAUCUCGAUUCGCAGUUCGAUCGCUUCGACGGCAGACGUGCAAAGUCCGAGCAGUGAGUUUUUCGGUUUCUUUGAGGACUUAGGCUCUUAAACAUUUUUUUUUUGGGUAAUCAUUAUGUCUAGUACAACGUCUUACUAGUUGACAUCUUUUUUUGACUAUUGUAUUGCUCGGAAGUUAGCUAUCCACAAAUACUGUAACACUGUUCUCUCAAGACGAUGCAUCUCAGCUGUCUGUAGAGAAAUCAAGAUGUUGUCAACUGACAAAAUGUACAAAAUGUUGAUAACUUUUUGAUUUCCUCACCGGCAACUGAGAUACAUCGUGUUGAAGUCAGUUUUCUGAAAUUUUAUGUUUCAAGUACUUGACUUGAGCUGAUCUUUUUAUUGCUUUGCACUAAUAUAGGCCGAGCUUCUUUUCAAUAUCGCUUUCCUUUACAUAAAUCAUAUUUCUUGGGGUGUCUUUCUAUUACAGUAUUUCCAAGCACUACAAGAGCUCUUCGAGUGGUCGUACAAAGAAUUUGUCAACUAGUAAACUAAGAAACGUUCUAAACCCUCUCCUUACAGCUUCUUUCGCUCCUCCGGGCGGUGUUCCCACUCCGCUCGUCUCCGCGGCCGCCGAACUCGGAGACAUCACCCCAACGGCCACGUUAACCCGUCGGAAUCCGGCCCAAACCGACCGAAUCCUGCGUGGCGCCGAAAAAGACAUUGAUCGAGUGGAUCGGAGUCUGGCCCGACUCAAAUCCCAGCAAUCGUCAGUUGCCGUGACGUCAUCCGACGGUGCCACGGAGGUCAUGACGACUUCUUCGGCGUCGUCGGCGGCUUCUCAGCAGACUGUGGCCCAGGCGAACCACAAACCGCCGCCGCCGCCCCGAAAACCAUGUUGCUCACAGGUAAGAGAUGUACUCGGACUACCGUAAUCUACCGUAAUCUGUGCUCAGGCUGCUCUGCCGCCCUCUUCGAUUGUGGCCCUUCCGCCGGCGAUGCCGCUCGCCGAGGACGGUCCCUUGGUGAUCACGCACACGCCCACAGUUACCGAUGUCUGA
Messenger RNA from Caenorhabditis sp. 36 PRJEB53466, 3857 nucleotides. The record is from the annotation of a GenBank genome assembly. Lineage: Eukaryota; Metazoa; Nematoda; Chromadorea; Rhabditida; Rhabditidae.